AUGGAAGAUUUCAUAAAAUACACAUCAAGUCAUUCGGGAAAACAUGAGGGCAAGCAGCAUAUAAUAAUCGUUGGUGCCGGUAUUGUUGGGGUUUGCAUAGCUUAUUAUAUCACAAGGCAUCCUUCGUUUGACCCUGACCAGCACUACGUGACUAUAAUAGAAUCCAAGCGUGUGGCUGGUGGUGCCAGCGGUAAAGCUGGUGGAUUACUUGCCCUAUGGGCAUUCCCUCAACAAAUUGUCCCAUUAUCAUUCCAACUACAUAGUGAAUUGGCAGAAGAAUAUAGUGGCGAAGACUUAUGGGAUUAUAGAAGAUUGACUACCGUUAGUUUGGAGGGUGAUAUUCAAAAGUCUUUGAAAGAUACGGAAGAAGAUGAAGACGAUGAUUAUGAUGAUGAGGAAGGGGAAGAAGAUGAAGAGGAAGAAGAAGGAGUACUAGAGGAUGAUGAGGAUGAAGAAGAAUUCCAAGAGGCAGAAUAUUUCCAUGAUGAUGAGAAUAAUAGCUAUAGUGAUGACGCUAUGUCAAGAAGUAGUAAAGAGUCGAUAUGUGAUAACAGAAGCACCAACACGGACUUAAGCUCACAUAAUGGAGAGCUUGAACAUCACCAUAUCAAUGAGCACAGAACACAAAGUGCUAUCUCCCCACAAAGUACGGGAUCAGCCACCAGCUCUGUUGAAGAAAAAGCAACUAAAAAGAAAAGAAGAACUGUCAGUAAAAACUCGAUCAUGCAAAAUGAACAUGAUGCCAGUAAUGGUGUGAAACUACCAACAGAUUUAAAUUGGAUCAAGCAAAGCGCCAUCCAGGAUUGGUCGAUGUUGGGAGGCGAAGACACUACAGCACAAGUACAUCCAUAUAAGUUUACUAACUUCAUUUUGAAAAAGGCGAUUGAAAGUGGGUCUGUCGAAUUGAUUAUCGGUAAAGUUAACGAAAUCAUAUUCUCAGAAACAACUGGAGAAGCGGAAGGGGUUUCUUACAUACCAUCCACGGCACAGGAUGAACAAUCUGGUAAUACUGAACCAAUUGAAUUAUUGGCAGAUCAAGUAGUGUUAUCAGUUGGUCCAUGGACAUCUAAAAUUCUACCGGAUUGCCCAAUCUCAGGGUUGAGGGCUCACUCGAUUACUGUGUUACCAGAAAAUGGAGUGAUGGUUUCUCCUUACGCCAUUUUCACUGAACUUAAAAUUUCAAAGAGUGGGUUUGUUUCUCCAGAAGUAUAUGCCAGAAAGGAUGAAGUGUAUGUAUGUGGUGAAGGUGAUACCGCAGUUGAUGUUCCAGAAACCACUGAUGAUGUCCAAGUGGUUAAAGAAAAGUGUGAUAGAUUGUUCCAUUUUGUUGGAAAGUUGUCACCAAAUUUGAGAAAGGGAAGAAUUUUGAAACGUCAGGCUUGUUAUUUGCCAGUCCUUGAUGUUCCAAGCAGUAGUGGUCCAUUGAUUGGCGAAACGAAUGUACCAAGACUAUAUCUAGCAAGUGGUCACUCAUGCUGGGGUAUUAAUAAUGCGCCAGGUACUGGUAAAGUAAUGGCAGAGUUGCUUUUGGACGGAGAAGCCUCCAGCGCAGAUAUCAGUGCUUUGGACCCAAGUCUUUAUUUUGAUGCCAGCGUUUGGGGAGAGUGA
This is a messenger RNA of Saccharomycopsis crataegensis, 1608 nucleotides long. RefSeq names its product Tda3p (gene TDA3). The transcript has a single exon. The coding region runs from base 1 to 1608 and encodes 535 amino acids. Gene Ontology annotation, cellular component: cytoplasm; late endosome. Gene Ontology annotation, molecular function: oxidoreductase activity. NCBI's taxonomy places the organism in Eukaryota, Fungi, Ascomycota, Saccharomycetes, Ascoideales, Saccharomycopsidaceae. Gene Ontology annotation, biological process: retrograde transport, endosome to Golgi. The record is from RefSeq and is a predicted model, not a curated record.